GUGGUGGACUUACAUGGUGGCGGCAUGUAAUUAGAUAGAAAACUAAUAAUUUGAGGUUCAUUCAUUUUGUCCUUGAUUCAUGUUACUUACAUUACUGAAGUUAGAUGAUUUUUUUUUUCUAUAAAGUACCAUAGUUGACAAUGCAGUUCUCUGAAGUUCCGGGAGUUUUCCAGGAAAUAGUCUGGAUUCAUUACGGUAUUAUGUCAUUGUAACAGGAAUAAGUAUGAUUUCAUAAGAUUGUAAAAAAAAUUCUUACAUCAGAAUAUUUUCUUGGCUAAAUGGAACCUCAUAUACUAGAUAUAUUGUUGCAGUUCUUUCUUUGUUUACUUACAUUUAUGUACGUUGGGUUUCCUGCAAUGACUUCAAAAUAGUGUUUACUCUAUUGAUUAAGCGAAUUUCUCUCAAAGAUGAGGGAACCAUUUCAUUAGGUCUGUGUAUUGGACUAUAUAAUGAUUAGCUAUGAGACUGGGAAUUUGUUUUUCGCCAAAAUUACAUCUCUUGUGAAUGUCAUUGUCUGAUGUUCCACUACAGGGAAAUAACAGUCUUUUCUGCUUCGGCUGUUUCAUUUUUGCUUCAGUUGAAACUUGACAUUAGUUUGAAAAUUCUCUGUGGAAUACCAGUGACCAUUUAUGGUGUUGAUUUCUCACCGAAAGCAGGCUGAAUCAUGUGGUCAAUCUUCCAGUAAAGAUGGUUUGGUAAUAUUCUUGAUCAGAUGUUAGAUCUCACUAGGAACUCACCCAGUUUUAUGUACAAGCCUAUUAAAACGUCAGAUGUUUGCUGUGAAUUUGCUGUGUUUGUUACAUAAAUUUUUUUUGGUGUUUGCCCCUGUCAUUCAGUAAGAUAAGAUUUCUUGUCUCCGGAAGUGGUAAACUGAAAAACAGAUAAAUGGACAGUUUGUGGGGUUUUUUUUACUGGUGAUUUUCAAGGUCUGCCAAGUAGCAUUUUGCUCUCUAUUGAUUUAAAUUAUCUUCCUUAUUCAUCCUUAUUAAUUUAUUUCCCCAAAAUUUGCUUUAUAUGUCUGUUUUUGCUUAUUUUCUCCCAUCAAAAUAGUAAACAAAAGACAAUGUAGAUGACUGUUAUGAUAUAAAGAUUUGAGAGUGAAUUAAUAUCCUGUACUAUGUUUGGUGAAGUAAUUAGCUGGUAUCAGAUUGUUGCUGGGGGCAGAUUAGCUGCUAAUUAUGACACAUCCUGGAAAACUGGGUUGACACUAUGGUACCAUAUGUUUACUAUAAGCUUAUAAAUCAAUAUGAAGUGUGAUACCAGGAUCUCAUCCUUUAAUUGUAUCACUCUCAUUUUAUAGUCAACUAUUUCCAUUGUUCACAUCUGUUUUAGUCUCUGUCAUAUUAACUAUACAAGAUUUAGUUGGUGUAUUAACUGUACUAGGACUUUUUUUAAAACCAGGGAAUGUUAUUUAGUUGGAACAGUACUAACCUUGUGUUAAAAUGUUAAUAUUAGCUAACAGAUGAGCUGUUUUAAUUAAUACAUGUACAUCAUCAUACUGUGGAGCUAACAUUGCUGAUCUAGAAUUAACAUCACUCCUAACCAUGCAGUUGAAACAGACAGAUCUAGUCGAGGGCGAGGCAGUACCACAACAGCAGAGCCCAACAGAAGCCGGUUCCAAAGUAGAAGCCGUGUCACCCGGAGCAGCACAAGGACCAAAGAGAUUGCAUGUGUCAAAUAUACCAUUCAGAUUUAGAGAAGCAGAUUUGCGGAAUUUAUUAGGGCAAUUUGGGCCUAUUUUAGAUGUAGAAAUCAUUUUCAAUGAAAGAGGGUCUAAGGGAUUUGGUUUCGUAACUUUCCAAAAUAGCGUGGACGCUGACAGAGCACGAGAGAAACUGAACGGUACAGUGGUUGAGGGACGCAAAGUUGAGGUCAACAAUGCUACUGCUCGUGUAAUGACCAAAAAAACUGCUGUUGCACCUACUAUCCCAAAUGUUAUAUCGCCAGUAUCUGCAGCCGCGCUGCGAGGUGUGGCGUUAACAAGGGGUAGAGCUACGGCCCUGGCGGCACGUGGAAUGUACAACGCAGCAGCAGCUGCUCAGCUGCAAGCUGCAGCACUCCGACAACCAACUCCUCUUCCUACUGCCACAGCUUUGCCAUAUGCCACCAUGCAGUAUGCAGCCAUGGAUCCAGCAUUAUUAGCGACAUAUGCUGCUGCCGAUAGGUAUCAGCUAGUCACCUCACAGCCAUUGGCAGCAGGUGUUCCUCUGUCGGCUGCACGAUAUGCUGUCCCUGCAAUUGCCGGUGCUGGUGGUGUUACAUACGCAGCAGCAGGGUACACAGGCCGUGAAUUAGCAGCGGCGACAGCAGAUCCUCUCCUUGGGCACAGUAUUGGACCAGUCCCUGGAUACGGGGCAACAGUUUACAGAGGUGCAUACCAGAGGUUUACUCCAUACUGAUUGGCUGGCACAAGUCAUAUGUUUGAUCUAAUUGACCAAUAGAAUUCUCCAGUUUUGGUCAUGUGAUCCAAAGAUCUGUGAUGGAUGGAGGAACAAAAAAUGCUGCGAAAGUGAAGCUCAUAGACUUCAAAAAACAAAACUUUCGCACACUACUCAAGUAUUAUUACAGAGAUUUGAAAAGACGUGCACAGUGCAAUUAAAGUUUUUCUUUUAAACAGUGCUGAAUCGGUGCUCUGACGUCCUUAAUAUAAUUUAUUAACAUUGUUAUGAGGCACUGUUUAUUGAGAUUCUAUGAAGAUACACAAAAAAGCUGCCAUGUAUUGAAUGAACCCAUUGAUACGCAAACAUGCAUUUUUCUGUUAAAUAAAGCCGUUUGAAUGUACAUAUAGAAAAGCAAUAAUCAAAAUGCCGAGCAAAUUCUUGAUGUACAGGUUACAGUUAUUUAUUGUUUAGCAAGGGGAGAUAGUACACACACAUUUUAAUAGAACAGUAGAUAAGAUAAUAUUUUUGGAGUAAAAAAAUUUAACAAGACACAAAAGAGUUACAAAUGCAUUUUUUUUUAUUAAGUAUUAUUUCUGUGAAAGUAGAUCAUUCAUGAAUUAUUUUUUAAUUUAAGUUUCCUGAAAAAGUACAUAAAUUUUUUAUGAAAACCAAGAAAAAAAAUUCAAACAACAACAUAGUAUUUUCUCAAUACUCAGAUGGCAGACUUUAUUCAGAACAAAUACAUCUAGUCAAAUUUGUAUUUAUAUUUUCACCGUACCUCGUGUAACUUUUUACAAGUUCCAUACUUCAUGUAUGUACAAGGGUUUCAUUAUUGUCAUUUAUUGAUUUUUUUUGCUCUUCUUUAUUUUUUUAAUAUAUAAUCAAUGUAUAAAUUAUAUAUAUAAAAAAAAACAUUUUCAAAGAAUGCUUACAGUUCAACUUAAUCAAAAUUAACAAUACAUAACCACCAUUAAAACAGAUUUUUUAGGUAUUUCUUGUACAUAUUUUGAGUUGACCUUGGUGUAGUGGUACGGUAAAUGACAGACACAAAUGUCACUAUCAAUUUAGAAUUUCCAGAAUUUAGCUGCCAAUUAUUGACAUUUCUGUCAUGUUCUUGCAGUCAUAUUACAGUCAAUUUGAUUGGAUUGAUAGUUUAUAUAAUUUGAACCAUUAAAUCAAUAAAUAGCAGUGUGAUGGGGGAAAAUAAACACUUCUUUAAUAGGGUUUAAUGUAGAAAUGGAAAAGAAAUGGUGGGGUGAAUUGUUAGCAUUCUCUGAUAGUGUUUUAGAUACAGCUGAAUUUGCCAUACUCUAGUAUUCUAAUUUUAAAAAGUUUGAGUGGGAAUGUCUGAAUGGAAUGUUAAAGGUUCAGGGUAGUGAACUUAAAUAUAAUCAGGGAAGAUGAGAUUUUAAAAACUAAGGGAUAAGUAGUUAUGUGAGAAUUUAUUUUCAGGAGUGGCAAUCUCGUAGGAUUGGACCCGAAAAAAAGAAAUAUAUUUAUAACACUCUUUAAGUUUGAUAAAGAUUUAAUUUUUUUAUACAUGAUAAUUUGCUAUAACUUGUUGCUUUGAAAUGCAGUAUUGACUGCCUUAAGUUCUAGACAUUAUUUCAAACGUAACUUAUCCUCCAUUUUCAGAUCACUUACAGAAUUAUUUAGUAUUUAUCAAUGUCUAGGGGUUGUUUUAAUCAACAAUUAUGUAUUCUUAAUUUGGAGGAAUUGUUAAGAACCCCGGAUUUUAGCAAACAUAUCCCAGGAAUUUAAAAGUAUACAAGGAACCAAGUAAUAUUGUACAAACAAUAGUACCUGUUCAGUUUUAAUCAACAUACAAAAACAUAACACAUGCUAGCUAUGUGGAGAACAAUUUUUUAACAUGGCUUGAAUGACAGUCAUAUAGUCAUAUGGUGAUGUUAGAAAGUCAUUGAUCGCCAGUCCCGGAGUAUACGAGAUUGCUAUCUUUUAUAUGUCCAAAUUUGAUGGGAAGCAAUUAUGGAUAUUGAUCUUUUGUUCUGCCUGCGAAUCUCGAUUAUGUACAGGAAUAGGAUAAAAUCUCGCCACUUUAUGAAAUCCUUUUUGUGAAUCAUUGAAAUCAAAAAUUUCUGUUCAGUAUUUUUAUGUUAAUGAAACCUGUGUUUUUAUGUUUGGUAUAUUUUCAACUCUGUUUUUGAUUUUCUGCACAAAAAUGCAACAGAUUGGUUAUUUUCGAUUUAACAUGAUAAAUUUAACAGUUGGAAAGAAUUUAUAAUCAUCAUAAUUUUAUGUUAUUCAGUCAAUUUUAAUUGGAAUUUCCGUCAGUUUUGCUGAUUUUUUUUUUUUUUGUUAAGGUCUGUGUUAUAUAAGCGUUCUUUUGUGUUACAUUACUUUAUAUAGCAUUUGCCUGUUUCUUGUCUUGCAUUGGUUAAAAUUCACAAUGCCAUAAGCAUUUAUUUAUUAUGAAUACAGAAUCUUCCAUUUUUUGUGUGUGCGUUUCUUUUUCAGCAAGAAUGUGAUUAUUUUUUUUCUCUAGUCUUUUUUUCAUAAUAGUUAGUCAGCUGAUUUUAAAGUUAGUUACUGUCUCUUACUUUGAAUAAAAAUGUAAGGGAGGUAAUCGGCUAAAAAAAGCAUUAGAACAUUAUUUCGAAAUAAAAGUGUACUGUUUUCCAAAAUACUGCCAGCAGAAAAAAAGUUUGUGGAAAGGAUGAUUUUAAUAGUGUUUAAUAUAUUUUCUUGGUGUAAUUUUCUAUUUGGAAAAAUCAAGAGACAGUAACUGAUUUUUAGAGGUUUUAGAGAUCACUUUCUUGCCAAAAUAUCUUGCCUCUAAAAUGAAUGUCUGCCAGAUCAUGUAAACUAUAUAUGUUUUAAUCAUUUCAUUAUUUGUUAUUAAUAUUAUUAUGGGGUUGUAUUUUUGCCCCGGUUAUUGAAUCUCUUUUUAAGUGCUAAUCUACGCAUUUGCUUUGGAAACAGCAUUAGUCAGAUGUUUGGAAUUCUCUUUGGCAUUUUAGCAGUACUAUCAAUACUGCAAGGUAUACUUGAGUGUGAAUUUUAAGUUAAAUGAUGCCGCUAUUUCAAAUUUACAUUUAAGGUAAAAAUAUUUUAUACGAACAUGUCUAUAAAAUUCCUUUUCAAAUCAGUUAGUGCUUUUUCAGUGAAACCAACUAUAAACUGACUGAAUUUGAAAAAAAUUCAAUGUGUCAUCUAAACUCAAUAGUUUCAGUGCCUAAGUGUAAUACAGAUAAAAGUUUUACUAGUUGUCACUGUGCAAUAUCCAUAGAUCUCUCAAAAGGCUUUUUGUGCUCUAAAUGUCAGUGUUAUAUAUGACUCUUCAAGUGUUCUGUAAUUUUUCAUGUCAUUAUGUAAUUACGCUAUGAAAAUUUUCCUGUUGACAAAAAAAUACUUCCUUGAAGUCUGACUAAUACUGUUUCCAAGCCUUAUUGUUUGUAUCUGGAGUUUGAAACUCACAGAUACUUCCUGAUUAUAGACUGCAAUUAUUGAUUUAACACAUUUUAAGUACAAGUUCUGUAUAUUAACCAAAAAUUAUUCAGUUGAUUUUAUAUUUUCUCCUACUUAGCAUCAGACUACAAUAGUAAUGCAGUAACCA
Messenger RNA from Mercenaria mercenaria, 5955 nucleotides. Its product is annotated as RNA binding protein fox-1 homolog 2-like. The record is from RefSeq and is a predicted model, not a curated record. The transcript is spliced from 9 exons. Gene Ontology annotation, molecular function: mRNA binding. Bases 1545 to 2399 code for a protein of 284 amino acids. Lineage: Eukaryota; Metazoa; Mollusca; Bivalvia; Venerida; Veneridae. Gene Ontology annotation, biological process: regulation of alternative mRNA splicing, via spliceosome; nervous system development. Gene Ontology annotation, cellular component: cytoplasm; nucleus.